Acytostelium subglobosum LB1 is the source of this 2943-nucleotide messenger RNA. RefSeq lists its product as hypothetical. The coding region runs from base 1 to 2943 and encodes 980 amino acids. Gene Ontology annotation, molecular function: GTPase activator activity. Gene Ontology annotation, biological process: small GTPase-mediated signal transduction. The transcript is spliced from 2 exons. Lineage: Eukaryota; Evosea; Eumycetozoa; Acytosteliales; Acytosteliaceae. Gene Ontology annotation, cellular component: cytoplasm. The record is from RefSeq and is a predicted model, not a curated record.
AUGACAAGCACACAACAUGAUGACAGUAGUGGAGCACCACCGCAUGUUUGUGCUGUGUGUGAAUCCACCAAUGUCCAAGUGUGCACUGGUUGUCUAUCCGUGUACUAUUGUGGUGCUGAGCAUCAGAUGCAACACUGGCCAACACACAAGACUCAAUGUGCAUUGCUCAACAACCGGUCCGAUCUUGUAGGUCGCGCCGAGAAGUCAAAGCUAGUACGCAAGCAGUUUGAGUCACGUGUAGUCAUAUCGCCACAGGUUCAGCAACAGAUACAAGCUCAACAACUCCAACAACAGCAACAGCAACAGCAACAACAGGUUCAGCAACAACUUCAAGCUCAACAGCAGCAACAGCAGCAACAACAGCAACAACCACAAAUAUCACCUCCGCCACAAAAGAGACAGAUACAGCCUCCGCCUGCUUCAGCCGUGCCACCCUCACCCGCCAGCGGCGCGCCAAUCUUUGGCGCGUCAAAGUCUUCGCCGGCUACACCCUCACCCUCACCCUCGCCCUCACAGACACCCUCACAGACACAGCAGACACAGCAGACACAGACACAGCCAAGUAGUAUUAGGAGUAUGAAUAGGACAGCUGGCAAUAGUAAUAACAAUAAUGAGUUGUCGGAGAAGGAGAAGAUGGAUAGGAAGUUGGAGAGAGAGAAGUUUAUGACGAGGGGCGUGCUGCCGCAACUGCAACAACAACAGCAAUUGAAACAACAACAGAUACAACGUGAGAAGGAUGCUCGUGAUAAUAAGGAUGCAUUCAUUCAACAACAUCAGUUGUUGUCGCGAUCAGCUGGAACGGUGCCAAAUUCAAGACCACAGGUGGCGACCAGUCCAAGUCCGCCACAGAGCGCGCCAAACACUGCGCCUCUCCCCAAGAAGCCUGGACCGCCACAGGCGUCACAAUCUCCGGCCGCCAGCUCCGCGCUGUCCGAGUCGUCAGGAAGCACCAGCAGCAGUCUCAACUCUUCAACGUCAAGCACAACGUCCAUGACUUCAGGAGGCGGCGGUGGCAAUCUGAGCGGAAGUCUCAGCGGGUCAUUCAGGGAGAGGCUUAUGAUGUCGGGGGCAUCAGCUAUCCCCUCGCCGCCCAGCGCCAGCAACUCACCAUCAACAUCAAUGUCCAAUCUACAGCCUGGCGACAGUCCAACCUCAAUAACUCAAUCACAACAACAACAGUCACAGUCACAGCAACAACAAUCAUUACCAAACCAACAGAUGAUCACAUCACCUCCGACUUCAACAACAGACAAUGUAAAGAGCAUUCAAAGCCGAUUGAACCAGCUCAACCUGACCAUGCCAAGUGGGGGUGGUCCUCCACCUGGCUAUCGUCGCUCAGUCAUCCCGACCGCUGCAAUGGCCGAGCAGCAACAGCAACAGCAGCAGACUACUGGCACAUCGAUGAGUGCCCCUCAAACACCACCUGGCACCUCGAUGGCCUCUGUGGACGCCAUGCUCAUGCAGCUUCAGAUGGGCAACAAUGCCGCGACCACCAGCAGCGCGACACAGCAGCAGUCAUCGGCCACGCCAGCCAACUCACCUCAGACCACCACGACCACGGUGGUAGUGGCGGCGCCGAGCUCGAAUGUAUCGACUUCAAUCGCGUCUUCGGCCUUUCCAACAGUUCCGGCCAACUCAAAUGCGCCAAAACCCACUUCAUCCGCAGCGCCAGGCGGACCGGCCAGCACGUUUGUGCCACAGUCCAAGGUGGUGCGAUCGCACAAGAAGAAUCAGUCGAUGCCAGAUAUAUCGCAGACUUUGGUGACCGCACGUGUAGACGACGAUGACAGCGACGAUGAACAUGGCAGCUCGGAUGAUGUCGUGCAAUUUAAAGAGCGUCACCGACCACGAGGUCUGCGCUACAAGGACGUCGACUUUGAAUCGACGACAGGACAAGUGGAGUACAAGCCUCGCGAGUUUGAUGGAACCUACACCUACAGUGAACCAACCCGACCAAUAAUUACACCAAUCACAACAUUGCCGAUAUCAUCAUAUUCAACAUCAUCACAAUCAUCACAAUCAUCACAAUCAUCGACUUUCCAGGAGGCAGCACCGCUUGGAACAACACAGCGAUCAGAAUACACACCCUUGGUUGAUCAACCGCAACAACAACAACAGGGCAAUGCUUUGAACCCAGAUGGCGAGGCGCCCACCUCUGGCUCACGUAUCGCCGGAACAUUCAGCAUCAUCAAGAAGAAGGCGGGUGUCGUCUCAGCCAUGACAAAGAACAAAGUGUCCGAAGUGGCACAAAAGGCCAAGAAGUCACUCAACAAGGAUGAGAAUGCCACAGCGACUACAACAACAACUCCAGCUAACAAUACCUCGGCUGCUUCGAAUAAUGCGGCCACAUCGGAUACAAAGAUAUUUGGACAACCUCUGAGAGUUGGUGUGCAGCGAUCGGCCCGAGCACAUCCAUUGAUGCCCGAUCUGAUAUUCAAGUCAUUGGAGUAUCUUCGUGAGAAGGGCACUCAGGAGGAGGGCCUGUUCCGUAUCAGUGGUAGUGCGGCAGCAAUCUCCAAGACCAGGGAGGAGUUUGACAGUGGCCAGGACGUCGACCUGAACGCCCAGCUCGACCCGCACGUCGUCACGGGCAUCCUCAAGCUGUACCUGCGACAGAUACCUGAGACGGUGUUCACCGAGGACUUCCCCGACGAGUUGGACAAUUUGCGAGAGGGCGGCAACUCGCCCGACGCCAUAUCGAUGCGUAUCAGUGGAAUCACGGCCAUUCUAAAGCUGCUGCCCGAGGCCAACCGUUGUAUACUGCAUCAUCUGUGCUCACUGCUGAACCUUGUGGCGUUUGAGCCCACUACCAAGAUGACCACCGUCAAUCUGGCCAUCAUCUUUGCACCAACCCUUGGAUGUCCUGUCGAAGUAAUGACCGUCAUGAUCGACUACUAUGAGCCAAUAUUCUCCAAACAGACAUAUGGAUACAUCAACUCAUAG